AUGAACGGCACGGAGGGACCUUUCUUCUAUAUCCCUAUGGUAAAUACCACAGGCAUUGUUCGGAGUCCUUAUGAAUACCCUCAGUACUAUCUUGUCAACCCAGCAGCCUAUGCUGCCCUGGGCGCCUACAUGUUCUUCCUUAUUCUUCUCGGCUUCCCCAUCAACUUCCUCACUCUGUACGUCACCCUCGAACACAAGAAGCUACGAACACCUCUGAACUACAUCCUGCUGAACCUUGCAGUGGCUAACCUCUUUAUGGUCUUCGGAGGAUUCACCACAACAAUGUACACCUCAAUGCAUGGCUACUUUGUCCUCGGACGCCUUGGCUGCAAUCUGGAGGGAUUCUUUGCUACCCUCGGUGGUGAAAUCGCACUUUGGUCUCUGGUUAUUCUUGCUAUUGAAAGAUGGUUGGUUGUCUGCAAACCCAUCAGCAACUUCCGCUUUGGGGAGAAUCACGCAAUUAUGGGUUUGGCAGUCACCUGGAUCAUGGCUAGUGCUUGUGCUGUGCCUCCUCUGGUUGGCUGGUCCCGUUACAUCCCUGAAGGCAUGCAGUGCUCAUGUGGAGUAGACUACUACACACGUGCAGAGGGUUUCAACAAUGAGUCCUUCGUGGUCUACAUGUUCACCUGCCACUUCCUCACCCCCAUCACCAUUGUGUUCUUCUGCUAUGGCCGCCUGCUCUGUGCUGUAAAGGAGGCUGCCGCAGCCCAGCAGGAAUCUGAGACCACCCAGAGGGCAGAGAGGGAGGUCACCCGCAUGGUCGUUAUCAUGGUCAUCGCCUUCCUGGUAUGUUGGCUGCCCUACGCGAGUGUGGCCUGGUGGAUCUUCACAAAUCAAGGUACUCAAUUUGGACCGGUCUUCAUGACCAUCCCAGCCUUCUUUGCCAAGAGCUCCGCCAUUUACAACCCAAUGAUCUACAUCUGCAUGAACAAGCAAUUCCGCCACUGCAUGAUCACCACCUUGUGCUGCGGGAAGAACCCAUUCGAGGAGGAGGAAGGAGCAUCUACAUCCAAGACCGAGGCCUCCUCUGUCUCCUCAAGCUCUGUGUCUCCUGCAUAA
Xyrichtys novacula (pearly razorfish) is the source of this 1059-nucleotide messenger RNA. The record is from the annotation of a GenBank genome assembly. Lineage: Eukaryota; Metazoa; Chordata; Actinopteri; Labriformes; Labridae.